UGUGUGUGUGUGUGUGUGUGUCUCGAUCUGUGUGUUUUUAUCACUUACACAUAUUCCUCAUUCGUUGAAACAUGAGUUAUACAGAAUGGUUUUUCACUAUGUUGUUUAUCUUCCGUCUUCUUCCCACUUGCUUUUCUCUAGACGCCAUUACUCCAAACCAACCCAUAAGCGACGAUGGUGUCGCUCUUCUCUCGAGCCAGAAAAAAUUUGCUCUAGGGUUUUUCAGCCCAGGAAAUUCUAGGAAGCGUUACAUUGGAGUUUGGUACAACAACAUACCAAAUCGAACAGUCGUGUGGGUUGCAAACAGAGACAAUCCUGUCAACGAUAUCAACGGCCUCCUAGCAAUCCAUGAAAAUGGAGGCCUUAGAAUCUACGGACAGGACCGAACUCUCCCUUUGUGGUCCGCUAACGUUACUCUCUCUUCGUUAAACACCUCCAUGGCCAAGCUUUUGGAUACAGGAAAUCUUGUUUUGCAGCUUUUGCUAGAGAAUGGGAGCCAAAGGGUUCUGUGGCAAAGCUUUGAUCAUCUCUCGCAUACAUUACUUCCAUCUAUGAAACUUGGGGUGGACCGGCGGUCAGGGUUUAACUGGUCCCUAACAUCUUGGAAGUCUCAAGAUGACCCUGGAACCGGGAACUGUACAUAUGGGAUUAAUCCUAGUGGUUUCCCGCAGUUAACUUUGUACAAGGGUACGACUCUCGUGAAUCGGUAUGGAAUCGGAUCUUGGCGUGUCCAGUAUAACAAAGUGACAACUUAUGUGAACAAUCAAGAUGAGGUAACAGUUACGGUUGUUCAAACCGAGUUAAUUACUAGGACGGUGCUGGAUGAUUCGGGAAUACUUCUCCGGAGCACAUGGAAUGAGCGAGCAUAUGAAUGGACUACAUUUCAGUCUGUUCCAGAUGAGCCCUGUGAUGAGUAUGGAACAUGUGGUCCGAAUGGCAACUGCAACCCGUACAGCAACUGACUGGAACAAGACAAUUUGUCAUCAGGUGGGUGUGUGAAGAAAAAUGGAACAUCAAUGUGUCGAAAAGGAGAAGGGUUUGUAAAGUUGGAAAUGAUCAAAUUGCCAGAGUCGUCUAGGGCACAGGUAAAUUUGAAUGUGACCUUGAAAGAAUGUGAGCAUGAGUGUUUGAGAAAUUGCUCAUGCACGGCAUACUGCAACGUCGUCGAUGGGGAAACGAGUAGAUGCGUGACAUGGUAUGGGGACUUAAUGGACGCAAAGAUGCUUCCGGCUAAUGCUCGAGAUUUAUAUGUACGAGUUGAUGCUACUGUCUUGGCUCAAUAUGCAAAGAAGUCGAGGGAUUCACUUAGCAAGAAGGGAAAACUGGUAAUGUCAUCACUAGUACCUGUUCUAGCAUUAUUUCUACUGCUUUCACUAGUCUGUUGGUUGGUAAGGAGGAACAGAAAAGGUAAGCAAAGUGAAAGUAAAUAUUUAUGGUCAACGUCAUACUUCGGUGAAUCCAACAUUAGAGAUGUCGAUCAAAGUAGAGGAAACUCAGAUUUACCAUUCUUUGAUCUAACAACCAUAGCAGCAGCCACAAACAAUUUCUCUGAUGAGAACAAGCUUGGGACAGGCGGCUUUGGCUCGGUCUAUAAGGGUGUGCUUUCAAAUGGAAAUGAAAUAGCAGUGAAAAGACUUUCAAAAAAUUCGGGCCAAGGAACUGAAGAGUUUAAGAAUGAAAUCGUGCUGAUUGCAAAACUCCAACACAGGAACCUUGUCAGGAUUUUAGGUUGUUGUGUUGAAGAAGAAGAGAAGAUGAUAAUCUACGAAUACUUGCCAAACAAAAGUUUGGACUUUUUCAUUUUUAAUGAAUCCAAUCGAACACAUUUAGAUUGGAGGAGACGCUUUGAGAUCAUUUGUGGAAUUUCUAGAGGGAUAUUAUAUCUUCAUCAAGAUUCAAGAUUAAGAAUCAUACACAGAGAUCUAAAAGCGAGUAAUGUUCUAUUAGAUGGUUCUAUGAAUCCCAAAAUUGCAGAUUUUGGUCUGGCUAGAAUAUUUGAGGGGGAUCAAAGUGAAGCAAAUACAAAUCGCGUGGUUGGAACAUAUGGUUAUAUGUCACCAGAAUAUGCAAUGCGAGGACUCUUCUCAGUAAAGUCAGAUGUAUAUAGCUUUGGGGUAAUAGUAUUAGAAAUCAUUACUGGUCAAAAGAAUACUAGUCACCAUCCCAGCUCAAGUUUGGUUGAACAUGUCUGGAACUCAUGGAGAGAAGGUACUGCCUUAGAACUCGUUGAUUCAUCUCUCAGCGGAUCAUGCCCUGUCGAUGAAGUUCUAAGAUGCAUCCAGAUCGCCUUCUUGUGUUUACAAGAGCACGCCACUGACCGGCCAAAUAUGUCAGAAGUUCUUGUCAUGCUGGGUAAUGAUGCAGCUCUUCCUGGACCAAUGCGACCUGCAUUUUUAAUGGAGAAAAGUAAUAACAGUGAAGACUCGUCAAACCGUGAAAGAACUUAUUCUGUAUAUGAAGUGACACACACUACACUAGAAGCUCGCUAAUUAAGGGCUUAUAAUCUUAGGUUAUGCAUGUCAAACCAUACAUGUAAGAUGCCUACAGCAGCCUUCUGGGUUCUGACUUUGUGGCAACUCUUAUAGACCACCUUGGUUUAAUCUGCUAUUUAAGUUUUACAAAUCCUU
Rosa rugosa (rugosa rose) is the source of this 2627-nucleotide messenger RNA. Its product is annotated as G-type lectin S-receptor-like serine/threonine-protein kinase RKS1. Lineage: Eukaryota; Viridiplantae; Streptophyta; Magnoliopsida; Rosales; Rosaceae. Gene Ontology annotation, biological process: protein phosphorylation; recognition of pollen. Gene Ontology annotation, molecular function: protein serine/threonine kinase activity; ATP binding. The record is from RefSeq and is a predicted model, not a curated record.